Messenger RNA from Cryptococcus amylolentus CBS 6039, 1878 nucleotides. RefSeq lists its product as hypothetical. The coding region runs from base 31 to 1527 and encodes 498 amino acids. The transcript has 4 exons. NCBI's taxonomy places the organism in Eukaryota, Fungi, Basidiomycota, Tremellomycetes, Tremellales, Cryptococcaceae. The record is from RefSeq and is a predicted model, not a curated record.
CAUUAUUGUGCCAGCUACGCAUCAUCCAUCAUGACCUCCCUGGACGAGACUUCUUCUCUUCUCGACCCCUUCCUCGCCCUCCUCGACGACCCCGCUCCUUCGAAUGUCCCAGCCCAGACGCUCCUUGGCGCCAUCACCCAUUUCAUCUCGACCCUCGACGACGCCCAGCUCGCCCGCUUCAUCGCUUCCCUCGCCCGUUCUCUAUCUCUGCCGAAGACCAAUGGAGUGAGCGGUGAAGAUAUCAGGGCGACAGUUAAACUGGGUGUCGUAGGGUUCGUGAUGAGGAUGGAGAAUGAGAAGAAGGGAGUGUAUUUUGGAUCAUACAGGCGGUCGAAAGCAGCUAGGCAUUGGCUGGACGGGGUGCGCCGUGCAACGGAGACGGUCAGGCACCCAGUAGGACCGCGAGUGCAGGUACUGAUAGGCCUACUGCAAGGGGUCGAAGAAACACAAACCGUUGACUGGGGACAUGCGCGAGUCAAACUAGAAGAGAAGGUAGUCCUAGCAUUGUCUAGCGAUGAGCAGAUGGGGAAAUUGGAGCCUUUGUGCGUUGCCAUGGGGUAUGUGGAUGAGUCCAGGCUACUGGCGUUAAACCUGCAGCCAUUGAGCGACAAGAUUGCCGAUCACAUCUUCGCUUUGCUUGCCGGUCAGCAGGACCUCGACCAGCUACCUAUAUACGCCUCUGCAAUUGGUCGGUCUUAUGUGGCACUAUCUUCGGACGCUGCAUCCAAUCAGCGGCACACUCUCCAGGCCAUGUCUUUGUUUUGUCAGAGGAUGGAGGGCUUAGGUCUGGAACUGGGAAAGAAGGAUGCGUCUCAACGGCAAGCCGAUAGCCGAGGUUCUGAAGAUAAAGACCUUCACAAAACUGCUUUCAACGCCUUCCUCCUGCCCGCUUUUUCCAUUCUUGAUAUUCUCCUCCAAAAGUUGUCUGGUCAGAAGGAAUUUGUGGACUUGGCCGGUGGAAUCAUCAAGACAAUGUUUGCCUUCUCGUGUUUGACCGCGAGCGGCGAUGGCCUGGAGCACUACCACAGACUACUCGCCGGCUGUCUCGAUAUCACCUCCGAACGGGGAGGGGUUGCGGCUACCGAGAGCUUGUUCUUACACAUCGCGAGUGAAAGAAGACUAUCGGACGCAAAAGCGGCUUUCGUUCUGAUACUAGGGGACGAACUUGUGCAUCAGCUUGGCAGUCGGUCCAUCGACUUGCUGCUUCCUCUGGCCGAGAGGCACGCUUAUAGAUCCGAAAGUAGACCAAGCUUUGAGGCUGCCCAUGCGUUCUUCCUCUCACUCCUUCGCGUGUCUUCAGAAACCUUGCAGAGUGCUUCACCCCAAACCGACUUUUUCGAUGCUUUGUUGCCUAAUUAUCUUUCAAUCCUCACAAAGGUAAAGCACCUAGUGUCGCAUGGCAUGCUGAUGCGAGCCACAGCGAGCAAAAUCCGGCGACAUUACGCCCGACCAGCUCAAGCAAGCUCUCCCUCUUAUCACCUCUUACGCCGCCCGACGGGAUUCCACCUCUAUUUCCCUCUGCCUUAAAGCCCUCCUCUCCCUGCCACCAUCUCCCACUACUCGGCUCAUUCAGAUUCGCCUCGCACCGCAUAUCCCGUCAUCCUCACUGGCAGCUUACUUGCAAGAUCUAGGAGAAACGAUGAGAGGCGUGGACGAGGGCUCCCAAGAGAGGAUGGAGCUCAUGGGCGAAGCGUUCCAGAUGAUUAGCAGGGAUCUGCGAGAUGCGGACAAAAGGUCAGGCGUAGAGUGGUGGAUGAACUGGAAGCAGACAUUUGGGCAAAGACCACUUGGGUUCGUGAGGAGCAGGCUGUAAGCUGGGGAGACGACGUGCAUCGACCAUGAUGUUGUACUGUAUGUAAACAGUGUGUUGUUCUUUUA